Messenger RNA from Nicotiana tabacum (common tobacco), 1252 nucleotides. Its product is annotated as peroxidase 64-like. Gene Ontology annotation, biological process: hydrogen peroxide catabolic process; response to oxidative stress. Gene Ontology annotation, molecular function: peroxidase activity; heme binding. The record is from RefSeq and is a predicted model, not a curated record. NCBI's taxonomy places the organism in Eukaryota, Viridiplantae, Streptophyta, Magnoliopsida, Solanales, Solanaceae.
UUUCUUAAUCUUCAGCACAAGUCAUCUGAUUGUUACCACUUUGGAAUUAUAUUCUUUACAGGAUUCAGCUAGCUAGAAGCCAUGUCAUUCUCCUCUAGAUUCUUGUUUAGCUCAUUACUAGUUUUGUCCUUAAUUUACUCUCAUGGAAAUGCACUUAGUUCAAAUUACUAUGAGAACUCAUGCCCUCUUGUUGAAGAUAUUGUCACACAGGUUGUUACUGAAGCAUCAAAGAAAGACAAAACUGUCCCUGCUGCCCUUCUUAGGAUGCACUUCCACGACUGUUUCAUAAGGGGGUGCGAUGCUUCGGUGCUACUGAACUCGAAGGGAAAGAACACUGCAGAAAAAGAUGGUCCUCCAAAUGUUUCUUUGCAUGCAUUCUAUGUCAUUGAUAAUGCAAAGAAAGCUGUUGAAGCCGUUUGCCCAGAAACAGUCUCCUGUGCUGAUAUCUUAGCUUUUGCUGCCAGAGAUGCAGUUGUCAUUUCUGGUGGACCUUUCUGGGACGUGCCUAAAGGAAGAAAAGAUGGAAGAACAUCAAAAGCUAGUGAAACUAGACAAUUGCCAGCUCCCACUUUUAACAUAUCUCAACUUCAACAAAGCUUCUCUCAAAGAGGAUUAUCACUGGAAGACCUUGUUGCUCUCUCAGGUGGACAUACUUUAGGUUUCUCUCAUUGUUCAUCCUUCAGUAACAGGAUACACAACUUCGAUGCCACCAACGAUGUUGACCCAACAUUACAUCCAUCCUUGGCAUCAACCUUAAAGGGAAUUUGUCCACUUAAAAACAGGGCUAAGAAUGCUGGAACUGCCAUGGAUACUUCCUCAACAACGUUUGAUAAUUCAUAUUACAAGUUAAUUCUACAGAACAAGAGCCUUUUCUCUUCAGACCAAGCUUUGCUCAGUAUUCCCAAAACUAAAACUCUGGUUUCUGACUUUGCUAGCUCAAAAGAAGCUUUCUUUAAAGCUUUUGCUAAUUCCAUGAUCAAAAUGAGUAGCAUAAAUGGAGGUCAGGAGGUCAGAAAGGAUUGUAAGGUAGUUAAUUAAUCCUACCAAAUUAAUGAUAUAUAAUCCAGAAAAGUGGGUGGUCUCAGUUUGUUUCCUUAUAAUUUUCUGAUUUCUUUUCGCAGCUUAUCCAGAGCACUUUUUAAGUGGUAUAGGAUUUUAAUGGGCAGAGCUUUUAUCAAUCUCAUUAUCAAUGUAUCGAUGUGUAUUUUGUAACUUAAUUACUAUGAAUGAAUCAUCCUGCCCUUUACAAUUG